AUGUCUAAAGAUUAUCAUAAACUAUACGCAUCCAAUGAAAACAGUGCUAGAAGCCUGAACUCUUAUAAGAAAAAGCUGCUGAAUGAAGAAUCAGAAGUCACUGAUAUUUAUCAGACCGAAAAUGAAGGAAAACUUGAUAAGUGGAUCGGAUAUGAAUCAGAUGAAGAAUCAGAACCAAGACAAAGACUAGACUCAGAAAGUGAGGACGAAGAAAACGAAAAAAAUGAAGAAAAAAUAGUCCAAAGGGCUAUUUUUGAUGAAAAUUCUGAAAAAGUCCAAGUAAGAGAAAGAAUUGGAAAAGCUGAUGUAAAAUGGCUUGGGGCGAAGCCAGAUAGAACUGAAAAAAUAAUCACUAAUAAAGAAGAAUUGCAAGCUGGAAAUAUAAUACAUAGGGAUAAGCAAGGCAGAAUUUUAGAAGGAGGAAUAAAUAAAGAGCAGGAGCUGAAAAAGUUAAAUGAAGAAAGACUAAAUCAAUGAAAAAGCGGAGCUGAACAAAGGAAGGAAAAAGAAGAUAUGAUAAGGAAUAUUAAAGCAGAAAAAAAUAAACCAUUUGCAAGAUAUGAAAUUGAAGAAGACGCUGAUCAAGAGUUUAAAACUAAAAAAAGAUUUGGGGACCCAGCUUUGGCAUUUCAAGAAAAUAGACUAAAAAAAAUGAAAACUGAAUGCCCUUAUAGCUGGGAAAAUAGGUUUAAUAUAAAGCCUGGGAGCAAAUGGGAUGGAAGAGAUAGAAGUAAUGAAUUUGAAAGGAGAUGGAUGGCAAAACAAGGAAGAAAAGAAUGGGAAAAAAGCUUUGUCUACAAGCAGUUUGCAAGCGAGUUAUAA
Molecule: messenger RNA, 822 nt
Organism: Blepharisma stoltei
Lineage: Eukaryota; Ciliophora; Heterotrichea; Heterotrichida; Blepharismidae
Source: the annotation of a GenBank genome assembly